Messenger RNA from Rhododendron vialii, 1716 nucleotides. RefSeq lists its product as uncharacterized. Gene Ontology annotation, molecular function: protein binding. Bases 1 to 1716 code for a protein of 571 amino acids. Gene Ontology annotation, biological process: SCF-dependent proteasomal ubiquitin-dependent protein catabolic process. The record is from RefSeq and is a predicted model, not a curated record. Gene Ontology annotation, cellular component: SCF ubiquitin ligase complex. The transcript has a single exon. Lineage: Eukaryota; Viridiplantae; Streptophyta; Magnoliopsida; Ericales; Ericaceae.
AUGAAGAAACAAGGAAAUGGUCACUUCCCAGAUGAUUGCUGGGAACUUAUAUUUCAAAAACUUAGAGAAGAUGAUGAUUGCGACUUGGAUUCGAUAUCUUUGGUCUCAAAGCGAUUUCUUUCUAUAUCCAAUCGGGUGAAGCUUAACUUAAAGGUAGAAGGCGUCACACUCCCUCUACUAGAGAAUCUUCUUCAAAGAUUUCCACACAUCAAAAGAAUAGUCAUCAACACUUAUGCCCAGAAAGACACAGAUGGGCUGGUUGAUAAGAUUGCAGAGUUCGGAGUGUUGAAUCUCGAAGCCAUAAAAUUUGGUGGUUGGACAGAACCUCCGCGAGAUGGUUUUACAGCACUGGCGUUCAAUAACAAUGUAAAGAACACUUUGAAGGUAUUGGAUUGCUCUGGACUGAUCUAUAUGCAAGACAACGAUUUGGUUUUGAUAGGAGUUUGUUUCCCGCGGCUAGAGGAAUUAAGGAUUAGUGUGCGUAACUCUACAGCCUACGAUAUGGCUGCGGCAGGUAUAAGUUGUAUAACUGAUGAUGGUGUUGAUGCAUUGGCAUCGAAGCUUAAAGAGUUGAAGCAGAUUGCAUUUACUGGUAAUGCUUGUUUCAUAACUGAUAAAUCGCUUAUUUCUCUUUCCACAAAAUGUAUAAAACUAAGGAAAAUCAGUCUUCGCAUAUGGGGCAUCAGUCAACAUCGUGUGACUGGAGAUGGAAUUGGUUUUGUGAUGCAGCAUAGUCCCAAUUUGACCUCUCUCUCGCUACAACUGUGGUCAUCAAACUCAUCACAACAUUCUGCAUUCUCUUUUCCAGUGGAAAACGCGUUCACCAAUGCCAAAAAUCUGUAUUCUCUCACCAUGAGUCGAGAUCUCAUUUCGGACAAGCAUAUUUGUUUACUCGCAAAAGCACGUCCUCCAUUAAAAAAGCUCAAGUUCAUUGUCAUCAAGGACCAGUAUUCUGAAAUCCAUGGUGGAUUAAAAAUGCUUUUGCAAGUGUGUCAACUGACACUGGAAAAGUUAACCCUAAGGGGGUGGCCACUCACAGACACAAGUAUGGACGAUUUAGCAAAGUAUCUCUCUAAUCUAACUUAUAUAAAUCUGGAUUCUUCGAUUGGGUUGACUAGUAUCACCUUUUACAACCUCACAAAAAGUUGCCCUUUACUUGAAACACUUAAGAUGGCACACACGAGAGGACAAGAGAUGGAUAAUUUUUCUCCAAAUUAUUUGCAUGAACACUAUUGUAUGCGACACCUUGAUAUUUGCGGGAAUAGUUGGUUGAUUGAUAUGACACUCCAGAACAUUGGGCAAGUUUGUCCAAAUCUUCAGUUCCUUGAUGUAAGUCAUUGUCUCCACCUCUCCUAUUUUGGCAUUGGAGAAGUUUUGAGGAGAUGCCCCGCCAUAACGCAACUGCAUAUUGAUUGUCUUGAGGUUUCAGAUGUUUUUGGAUGCUGUUCUGACUAUUCUGCAGUGAAUUUGAAGACUUUGAAAGCUAAUGUGCCACGACUUAAUGACGAUGGAAUGGCAAUGAUUGGAAAUAAGUGUCGAAAUCUCCAAUAUUUGCACAUUGGAUUUUGCGAAGAAGUGACAGAUAAAGGGGUAAUGGAGGUGGUGAGGAAUUGUGAAAGACCGCGAGAAAUAACUCUAAUUGGGUGUAAAGAAGUGAGUGAACAGGUGAUAAACAGAGCCUUGUCCUUCGGAUGCCGGCUUGUCAAACUUUCAUGA